AUGAGCAAUCAACCACCUUAUCCCCUGCACGAGUCAGUCGUUGACAGGAUUGAUCCCGAAUAUGCAGCCUUUUACAACAAGCACAUCAUCGAUAAACAACAAGUGCACCUCCAACCGGUAGAGGCCUCACGAAGCAGCGGUAUCCUCAUCCCCGGCAGUGGUCCUAUACAACCGGUCGCCAGCAUAGUCGACCACGCCAUCAAACGCAAAGAGAGCGAAGGGCCCAACGUCAAGGUUCGGUGCUUCACUCCAUUUGGCGACAAGCCAGAGAAUGGAUGGCCUGUGUGUAUUUACUACCACGGUGGCGGUUGGGUUCUCGGCACAAUAGACACUGAGAAUGUCAUCGCGUCGCAUCUUUGCGCGAGGGGGAAAUGCGUCGUCGUGGCUGUGGAUUACAGGCUGGCGCCUGAGGAUCCGUUCCCUGCGGCGGUGCAUGAUUCAUGGGAGGCUGUUCUUUGGGUCACCGGUGAUGGUAGGGACAUUCUUGGUCUAGACAUUUCAAAGUUGGCGACAGGCGGUUCUUCUGCUGGUGCAAACUUGGCAGCUAUAAUGUGUCAACGAGCGGCUGAUCGAGGAUCCCCCAGGUUCUCCCUCCAACUCCUCUCUGUCCCCGUGAUGGACAACACCGCCGACACCACCAACAACGUCUCAUGGAAGGAAAACCAAUACUCCCCUGCCCUUCCAGCACCAAAAAUGCUCUGGUACCGACAUCACUACCUCCCCAACAAGGAGGAUUGGGCGCAUCCCGAGGCUAGUCCAAUCUUCUGGAAGGGAGACUUCUCGAGAUUGCCGCCUGCUUGUUUUGUCGUCGGUGAACUCGAUGUCUUGAAAUCGGAGGGCGAGCAGUUUGCGAAGAAGUUGGAAGACGCGGGUGUCAAAGCGGAGUUAAAUGUGAUGAAGGGUCAGCCUCAUCCGUUUAUUGCGAUGGAUGCGGUGCUUGAAGCUGGGUCGAGGGCUAUCACGCUGUUUUGUGAUGCGUUGUAUAAGACCAUGUAUGAGAAGUGGUGA
Fusarium musae is the source of this 1008-nucleotide messenger RNA. RefSeq lists its product as uncharacterized. Bases 1 to 1008 code for a protein of 335 amino acids. The record is from RefSeq and is a predicted model, not a curated record. Gene Ontology annotation, molecular function: hydrolase activity. The transcript has 2 exons. NCBI's taxonomy places the organism in Eukaryota, Fungi, Ascomycota, Sordariomycetes, Hypocreales, Nectriaceae.